GUGCUCAGCGGCUCCACCCUCGAUGCGCAUGCGCGCCUUUCCCACCCUCUGUUCCGGCUCCUCACCAGGCCAGGAGCGCGAGCCUGGAGGAGGGGGAGGAGAAGGGGCGGAGCAGUCGGUGGGCGCGUCUGCUGGGGAGGGGAGCGCGACUGGACUCUUAAGUUCCCCUUUCCUCUGCAGAGGGACCGAUUAGGGAGAGAGACCAGAAAUGAGUGGAAUGCUAUCUUAAGCCAAAAAACUAUUACAAUUUUUAUUUAAUACUACUUAAAUGAAGAAAGAUAAAAAAAAGAAACAAAAUUCAAAUUGAUAAUUAUCCCAUUCAGACGUUAGUAAAUAUGUCGCUCAAUCCAAGUCGACCUUCCUCAUCAGAGUUGGUGGAACUUCAUGUUUUUUAUGUCCCUGAAGGAUCAUGGAACUAUAAGCUAAAUACCAUUUCAACAGAAGUUGUUAACAAAUUCAUUUCAGCUGGAUUUCUAAGAGUAUCUCCUCAACUUACUUUACGAGCCCUGAGGGAGCGUCUUGGUGAAUUCCUGGGUGAAGAUGCUAUUGCAGAAAAAUUUUUAUUUCUGAAAUGCAUUGGAAAUAAUUUAGCUGUGGUGAAGGAAAAGCAAGAAUCAGAACUGAAACUCAAAUCAUUUGCUCCUCCAUAUGCUCUUCAACCAGAAUUAUAUUUGCUUCCUAUAAUGGACCAUUUAGGAAAUGUUUAUUCACCAUCAUCAACAGUUAUUUUAGAUGAGCGGCAGACUAAUAAUGGUGCUAAUGAGGCUGAUGGAACAAUCCACAGACCAAUUAGUGUAACUUUGUUCAAGGAGGAACUUGGAAGAGAUCCCAGUUUGUUAGAAAACACUUUGAAAGAGCUUCGUAACAAGAAUCAGGAAGAAGCUGGGGGAAAAGCCACUGCAGAAAAAAGCCAGAUUGCAAAAAAUCAAAUUAGAAAUUCUGAGUUGCCAAGAUCAUUGGAAGAUUCAAAUAAUGAUUGCUUUGGCACCAAAAAAAGUCAGUGUCUUUGGGACAAUGAAGAUGAUACAGCUAUCAGUAGAAGACAGGACAAUCAGAUAGGUGAAAAAGAGUACAUCACCCUACCAGAUCACCCUUCACUUCAUUGUCAACCUGUUCUUUCUUCAAGAAUAAUUGAUAUCUCUUUAUUACCAACUGAAAGAGAGAAGAUUAUCAAACAAAUGAAACAAGUAAAGGAAGAAAGAAGGUAUCUGGAAAGAAAUAGAGAAGAACUAGUAAAAACAGUUGAAAAGCUAUUUGAACAAAGCAAAUUAAAACGAUAUCAUGCCUAUGACGGUUGGAAGAAAAAAUACUUGGAAACAAAGAAAGUCACAGCAUCAGUGGAGGAGGUUUUAACAAAACUUCGAGAAGAUUUGGAACUCUACUAUAAACAAUUGCUCAUGCAACUUGAAGCCAGGGAGAUCAAGAUGAGACCAAAGAAUCUGGCAAACAUCACAGACUCCAAGAAUUAUCUGAUAAUCCAGAUCACUGAGGUGCAGCAUGCAAUUGACCAACUUAAGAGAAAACUGGAUACUGACAAAACGAAACUCACAGUAGAAGUUAAGAUGAGAAAACAAGCAGUUUCAGAUUUACGAACAUUGAAAACUGAACUGGCACAGAAAAAAAAAAUAAUACAUCUCUACAAUCUCAAUUAG
Molecule: messenger RNA, 1652 nt
Organism: Mandrillus leucophaeus (drill)
Lineage: Eukaryota; Metazoa; Chordata; Mammalia; Primates; Cercopithecidae
Gene: SPATA1
Product: spermatogenesis associated 1
Exons: 13
Coding region: 336-1652 (438 amino acids)
Source: RefSeq, a predicted model, not a curated record